AUGCAGGGAGUACUUGGUUCGGUGGCCCCGACCACACUCAAGUCCUACUCGGCCGCGGUUCAGCGCUUCGGGGCUUUCACUUGGGGGGCCGGGGAUGGGGCCUUUCAGCCCCCCUCUCAGGAGGAGGUGCUCCGGUACCUGGCUCAUCUGCGGGCCCUGGGGCGGGCUCCCCGCACCAUGCGGCAUGACUUAGCAGCAGUCUCCUUCUUUUGUAAAGCACUAGGUUUCCCUGACCCAUGCUGCGGCUUCAUCCCUCGCAGGGCCAUAGAGGGCUGGGCUAGGCUGGUCCCUCCCCCUCCGGACAAGAGGCGGCCCAUUUCCCUAUCCAUUCUGCGUUGCAUUUUAAGGGUGCUACCUGACCUUUGCUGGUCCUCCUUUGAGGUGCAGCUGUUUCACACGGCCUUUUCCCUGGCCUUUUUCGGGGCCCUUCGAGCGGGCGAGCUGGUGGCAGGUUCCCGGGCCGACACAAGCGGCAGGGCUCUGUCAUUCACGGACGUGUCCUGGUCCCCCCGGCAGGUGCUCAUUUCUAUCCGGCGCUCCAAGACGGAUCAGCGCGGCAAGGGGGCAGCCGUUUGCCUACGGGCCUCCCGGCGGGGGCCUGUGUGCCCAGUGCGGGCAGUGGGGGCCUAUUUGCAGGUCCGCCCCCCCCAGCAGGGCCCCUUCCUCAUCCACAGGGAUCUCUCGCCCCUCACCCGCUAUCAGUUCGCGUCCCUCCUUCGGGCAUGCCUGGAGAUGGCCGGACUCCCCCCCUCCCAGUUUGGCACGCAUUCCUUUCGCAUCGGAGCUGCCACAGAGGCUGCCGGCCUCGGGCUGCCGGACAGGGCCAUCAUGGCCAUUGGGCGCUGGCGGUCGCGGGCCUUCCAGUCUUACAUCCGCCCACACUGGAAGAGCGGGCACUGA
Molecule: messenger RNA, 900 nt
Organism: Eublepharis macularius
Lineage: Eukaryota; Metazoa; Chordata; Lepidosauria; Squamata; Eublepharidae
Product: integrase/recombinase xerD homolog
Exons: 1
Coding region: 1-900 (299 amino acids)
Biological process (GO): DNA recombination; DNA integration
Molecular function (GO): DNA binding
Source: RefSeq, a predicted model, not a curated record